Molecule: messenger RNA, 1023 nt
Organism: Ixodes scapularis (black-legged tick)
Lineage: Eukaryota; Metazoa; Arthropoda; Arachnida; Ixodida; Ixodidae
Exons: 1
Coding region: 1-1023 (340 amino acids)
Source: RefSeq, a predicted model, not a curated record
AUGGAGCACAGCAUUCUCCCCACGUUUUCCUUCUUCAACGCGCGUGCCUUUUACGCCAAUCACGUCGGCACCGAGUGGUUGAAGUGGGUGAGACGCAUCGAGAACUUCGUGGUGGCCUGCGGAAUCACAAGCGACGCCCAUAAGACCGCUUUGCUGCUACACUACAUCGGGGAGGAAGUCCAUGACAUCUACUGCGCGCUUUUCGAACCUCCUGCGACCGCACCGGCGGCAACAGCGUCAGCUGUCUCAAGCACCGCUGGCGAAAGCCCGCUCUACACCGCAGCACGAAAGAAGCUGGCCACCUACUUCGCUCCAAGGGUCAACACAGCCUUCGAGGUCUACCGUUUCCGGCAAGCCAAGCAAGUAGAAGGAGAGUCCCUUGACUCAUUUUACGCCAAACUACGACAGCUAGCGCGACACUGCGCCUUCGCCGAUCCAGACACGGAAAUCAAAACUCAGAUCCUGCUGUCUACAACAUCGUCACGCCUUAGCCACUAUGUCAUGCAGCAUGACCUCGAUUUGGAGGGAAUCCUGAAACAGGGCAGGCUAUUUGAGGAAGUGGAGCACAACGUCACCUUGAUGGAACAAGGAAGCCAGCAGCAGCCCAGCGAGAACACAGUGGCAGCGAUAGCAGCGAACGCCAAGCUGUCUUCGCACCACCACCCGUCCAAGCGCCACCAGAAAACCUCAUCACAGCCUCGUGAGAAUUCACGUCAUCAACACCCGGACGCAUCACGCUACAACUGUGGAGGAUCGUGGCCGCACGACGGUGGUAGAUCCAGCUGCCCAGCCAGAGGCCAGUCCUGCCGCUCAUGCCAGAAGGUUGGCCACUUCUCCAAAGUAUAUCGGUCGGCUCCAGUCACCGCCCGUGCUAUACGCAAGAACGCUGGCUCGGACAGCGACGAGUACACUUUCGCAACUGACACUUCACGCGACAUCUCGAGGUCACCGCGUGUGAUUGUGGAAGUGAAUUCACCCUCGAUACAAGAGCUACUGUGUCAACGAUGGGAUCAAGUGACCUGA